ACAAGAAUUAAGGAAAGAUUUUCAAAAUGGAGUCUGUAAGACCGGAUAAGCCAAACCGAUGCACUUGGAGACCAAAUGCAACAAACACUCCCCAUACAAAACACAGCAACGCUCUGAUGGUAUGCACUGAAAAUUUCUAUGGACAAUGUGACAUUGAUAUGAUAUAAAGAUAAAAAAUAAAGGGAAACAAUUAUUAAUAUUAGAUUUUUAAUUCUUCGCAUUUGCGUGGUUCUCUUGAAGAAACACUGAAUGAAAAUCCAAAAUGUACUUCAUUUAAUUUAUUGGCUAAUCAUAUAUAUCGUCCAAUGGAUCAGAAAAAGGUAUUACCAAACAUUUUAGAAGCGAUUGGUCAAACUCCGAUGGUGCGUCUCAACAAAAUAUCAAAGUUACACGGAAUAAAAUGCGAAUUAUUGGUCAAAUGUGAAUUCAUGAAUCCAGCGGGAUCUAUGAAAGAUAGAAUAGCCUAUCGGAUGAUUAAAGAUGCGGAAGAAAAAGGAAUAUUAAAACCAGGUGACACGAUUAUUGAACCUACGAGUGGAAAUACAGGAAUUGGUUUAGCAAUGGUAGCUGCUGUGAAAGGUUACAAAUGCGUUACAGUAAUGCCUCAAUGGAUGUCAAAUGAAAAGCAAUAUACGAUUCAGGCUCUGGGCGCCGAAGUCGUAAGAACUCCAGUCGCAGGCGCAUGGGAUAAUCCUGAGGGACCUUUUGUAGUUUCGGCAAAACUGCACAAAGAAACGCCAAACAGUGUUAUUCUUAACCAGUACACAAAUAGUUCCAAUGCAUUGGCCUAUUACGACGGCACAGCCACAGAAAUUUUGGAACAGACCGAAGGGAAAAUUGACUACUUCGUUGCAGGAUCUGGAACUGGAGGGACGCUUACUGGCAUUGCUCGCAAAUUUCGAGAAUUGUCACCUCGAACGAAAAUAAUUGCUGUUGACCCAGAAGGAAGCACUGUUGCAGAUCCUCCAGAACUAAACGAAUCGUCCGUCACUUCUUGGGAAAUAGAGGGAAUAGGCCACGUUUAUGUUCCUACGAAUAUGGAUAAAUCUGUGGUAGAUAUGUGGAUAAAAUCAAAUGAUCGCGAAUCUUUCCUAGUGGCUCGAAGUCUAAUUCGAGAUGAGGGUUUACUCGUUGGAGGAAGUUGUGGAGCAGUUGUAUCUGCUGCUCUAAAAUUGGCAAAAGAUCUACCAGCAGAUAAGCGAGUUGUGAUUUUAUUACCGGAUGGGAUUCGAAAUUAUAUGACGAAAUUCGUUUCGGACUACUGGAUGGAGAGCAGAGGUUAUUUGAGCCCUCCAGAGCCAAUUGAAAGUAACCGCUUGUGGUGGAAUCUUCCGCUUUCGAGUAUUCAAUUAAAUAAUUCUUCUACACUUCCCGAAAAUUCGACUUGCGAAGAGGUAAUGAAUAUAUUCCAGGGAAAAAAACUGCAUCAAGUUUCGAUAAUUAAUACAAAAAAUGAGGUUGUAGGAGUCGUAACAUCAAACGAGAUUCUAAGCAAUUUAAUAUCGGGCAAAAUAAAUAAAACCGAACCUGUUGAUAAAAUCAUCUGUAGACAAUUUCGAAAAGAAAAUUUAGAAACCCCCCUCGGUAAAAUUUCGAGGAUUCUCGAGCACGAAAAUUACGCAGUUGUGUUAGAUAAAAGUAAAAAGGAUAUAUUCGUAGGAAUUAUCACACAAAUCGAUUUGUUAAACUUCAUCAACAAUAGCACGUGAAAGAUAAAAUUCCAAGUUCGAUUUUGA
Molecule: messenger RNA, 1736 nt
Organism: Belonocnema kinseyi
Lineage: Eukaryota; Metazoa; Arthropoda; Insecta; Hymenoptera; Cynipidae
Product: cystathionine beta-synthase-like
Exons: 7
Coding region: 306-1709 (467 amino acids)
Cellular component (GO): cytoplasm
Molecular function (GO): cystathionine beta-synthase activity; cysteine synthase activity
Source: RefSeq, a predicted model, not a curated record